AUGUCAAAAGCAUGGCAGAGUGCCUCUCGAAAGCCACAACGAUGGACGAACGUAAGGCGAGAGCGUUAUGCGGCCUCAACGGAAUGGUCGACUGGGAAGAAGUUAGGCGAGGAUGUGCCUGCGGAGAAGAUUGAGGACGAACAGACCAGUAUCAUACCGACGGGUGCGUGUGGAGCGUUGAUUACGGCAUUGGAAGACGAGUUUAUGGGUGAGUUGUGGGGAGAUUUCGAUUUGUUUAUUGAAAUGUUUUGUGACGUUUUUAAUUUUCGAUGA
Molecule: messenger RNA, 273 nt
Organism: Anisakis simplex (herring worm)
Lineage: Eukaryota; Metazoa; Nematoda; Chromadorea; Rhabditida; Anisakidae
Source: the annotation of a GenBank genome assembly